Molecule: messenger RNA, 1443 nt
Organism: Neltuma alba
Lineage: Eukaryota; Viridiplantae; Streptophyta; Magnoliopsida; Fabales; Fabaceae
Product: probable magnesium transporter NIPA9
Exons: 9
Coding region: 236-1276 (346 amino acids)
Biological process (GO): magnesium ion transport
Cellular component (GO): membrane
Molecular function (GO): magnesium ion transmembrane transporter activity
Source: RefSeq, a predicted model, not a curated record
CUUCGCUAGAUGCGCUUUCUUUUUCAGAUUCCAAUUUUAAAAAUAAAAUAUCUCCCUGUAUGUUACCAUGAAGAUAGUUAUCUGUUAUACGACGGCAAUAAAAAAUUAUCUAUCGGUAGAUUAAGCGUAAUAAUUUACCGCCGUAAUAAGGCAAUCAUAGCUGCCAGUUAAUCUGUGCGAAAUCUUUCAUCCUUGUUUUUGGACUCGCCGUUUAGACCGGAGCCGAGGGGAGAGGAUGUGGGAAUCAAUUUUUCUAACGGUGAUUGCGACCGCCGGCAACAACAUCGGUAAGAUCCUUCAGAAGAAAGGCACGAUCAUUCUUCCUCCGCUCUCUUUCAAGCUCAAGGUCAUAAGGGCGUAUGCUUCAAACAAAACAUGGGUGAUAGGUUUCCUCAUGGAUAUAUUUGGGGCAUUAUUGAUGUUAAAGGCAUUGUCACUGGCUCCUGUCUCUGUCAUCCAACCAGUUUCUGGCUGUGGACUUGCAAUUCUUUCUAUCUUUUCUCAUUUUUAUCUCAAGGAAGUCAUGAAUGCUAUUGAUUGGAUGGGCAUUACCUUGGCGGGUUUUGGCACAAUAGGAGUUGGUGCUGGAGGUGAGGAGCAAGAAGCUGCUGCCUUAUCUAUUUUUCAUAUCCCUGUGCUGGCAUUUGCAGUUUUCAUCUUGUUUGUUCUUCUCAACGGGUGGGUUCAUAUGUGCAAGCGUCAUAGGAGGGAACAGGAGAUGAUGGAAUAUGAUGUUGUUGAGGAAAUCAUUUAUGGAUUGGAAUCUGGAAUUUUGUUUGGGAUAGCAUCUGUAAUGUCAAAGAUGGGGUUUUUAUUUCUGGAGCAGGGUUUUCACAAACUGUUAGUCCCUGUUUGCAUCUUGAUCAGCGUGUGUUGUAGUGGUACGGGAUUUUUCUACCAGACAAGCGGUCUAAAGCAUGGGCGGGCUAUUAUAGUUUCUACGUGUGCUGCUGUGGCAUCAAUUUUGACUGGUGUGGUUGCUGGGAUGCUUGCUUUGGGUGAGCGACUCCCUUCUGCUCCAAAAGCUCGCCUAUUGCUUCUGCUUGGAUGGUUUUUCAUUAUUGUGGGGGUGAUUUUGCUUGUUGGUUCCAGACGGCUAAUCAGAUUCCUUCCGUCACGUUCAAGACGCUUUAUGAGAAGUGGUGCUGAUAAGAGUUAUAGCACUGGCCCUAGAAGAUCUGGGGCUUCCUCUGUUAGGGAACCAAGCCCGAGUGCUGUCAUUCAAGCAGCAACAUUAAACCAUUUGCUGUCAUCAUCUUCCAAAGAAAAAGCUUGAUCUGACAUCCAAAGGAAAGUUAUCCCUAUCUCCCCUAAUUAUUAAGAUAUGUUCUGACCUUCCUGUUAUGGUUAGGGUGUAUGUACAGGAUAAUGCUGCCUCGCCAGGGGAUAUGAAUAUUUUGGAAUCAUUCCAUCUAAUAUAUUAUGAAUACAUUUUUCGUUUAA